This is a messenger RNA of Didymodactylos carnosus, 1398 nucleotides long. The record is from the annotation of a GenBank genome assembly. NCBI's taxonomy places the organism in Eukaryota, Metazoa, Rotifera, Eurotatoria, Philodinida, Philodinidae.
AUGAGCCAAAGACACACAUUACAAGUUUUUGAACAAUAUCAGAAAGCCCGUUUAACAUUUGUACAAGCAGUCGCUGAUUUAGCCACUCGUCCACAAAAUAUUGAAACUUUACAAAAUGCCGGCGUCAUGGCUCUGUUACGCCCAUUACUAUUAGAUGUUGUACCAUCUGUUCAACAAACUGCUGCUCUAGCAUUGGGUCGAUUGGCCAAUUAUAGUGAUCACUUAGCUGAAAGUGUGGUGAGAGGUGAUAUUCUACCACAAUUAGUUUAUUCAUUAGCCGAGCAAAAUCGAUUUUAUAAGAAAGCUGCUGCAUUUGUUCUACGCGCUGUUGCCAAACAUUCACCGCAAUUAGCCCAAUCAGUAAUUGAUUGCGGAGCACUCGAUGCACUUGUUGUGUGUUUGGAAGAAUUUGAUCCGUCAGUAAAAGAGGCAGCUACAUGGGCAUUAGGAUACAUUGCGAGACAUAAUGGAGAAUUGUCUCAACAUGUUGUGGACGCUGGUGGUGUUCCACUGUUGGUAUUAUGUUUGCAAGAACCCGAGAUUGCCUUGAAACGUGUCGCUGCAUCAGCUCUCAGUGACAUAGCUAAACAUUCACCAGAAUUAGCUCAAACGGUGGUGGAUGCUGGAGCUAUUGCUCAUUUAGCACAGAUGAUCCUGAACCCAGACGCACAAUUAAAAAAUUGUGCAACACUUAUUCGCGAAAUUGUUAAACAUACACCAGAGUUGGCUCAAAUGAUCGUCAAUGCGGGCGGUAUUGCAGCUAUUGUUGAUUAUGUUGGCUCAACAAAAGGAAAUGUUCGUUUACCAGGAAUAAUGAUGUUGGGCUAUACAGCGGCACAUACAGAAAGUUUAGCCAUGGCUGUUAUAGUCUCAAAAGGUAUUAAUCAAUUAUCAAUUGCAUUGAAUGAAGAGUCGGAAGAUCAUAUUUUAGCUGCUACAGCAUGGGCAUUAGGACAAAUUGGUCGUCAUACACCUGAACAUGCAAAAGCUGUUGCUGUUGCCAAUGUUUUACCAAAACUUCUACAGUUAUAUAUGAAAACAAACAUGUCAGAAGAUUUACAAACAAAAGCAAAAAAAGCAUUAAAAAAUAUUUUACAAAAAUGUGUUUAUUUGCCCGUACUAGAACCACUACUACAUGAAGCAUCACCAAAUAUUUUAAAACACGUUGUGGCACAAUUUUCAAAAGUCUUACCGCAUGAUCCAAAAGCAAGAAGAUUAUUUGUCACGAGUGGAGGUCUAAAAAAGAUUCAAGAGAUAAAAGCAGAAGAAGGCUCACCGUUAGCCGAAUAUAUAAAUACAAUAAACAGUUGCUUUCCCGAAGAAGUUGUCAAAUAUUAUUCUCCUGGUUAUGCCGAUGAACUUCUCGAUAGAGUUGAACAUCACGGUUCGAAAACAUAA